Sus scrofa (pig) is the source of this 8780-nucleotide messenger RNA. NCBI's taxonomy places the organism in Eukaryota, Metazoa, Chordata, Mammalia, Artiodactyla, Suidae. The record is from RefSeq and is a predicted model, not a curated record.
UGAGCAGCUGCGCUUUCCGAUGCAGCCGGCGCGCCGCCGCCGCCGCUCACUGGUCCGGGGCGCCAAGGUCCGUCCAGAAUUCGCUCCCGAGUGUCCCAUCGUUCGACUCCCCCGGAAACGGCAGCCCGCACCCGCCGCGUUCCGUUACCAGCGUUCCUCCACUGCGGCGGCCUCUGGCGCUGCGCGCAGCGGCCCGCGUGCAGAAUGGAGGCCAAGGGGGAGUCCACGCCGGCCGCCGACGGCGAAUGCUCGGUGUCCGCGGAGGAGACCGAAAAGUGGAUGGAGCAGGCGAUGCAAAUGGCCAAAGAAGCCCUAGAAAAUACUGAGGUUCCUGUUGGCUGCCUCAUGGUCUACAACAAUGAAGUUGUGGGGAAGGGAAGAAACGAAGUUAAUCAAACCAAAAAUGCUACUCGACAUGCAGAGAUGGUGGCCAUCGACCAGGUCCUAGACUGGUGUCAUCGAGGUGGCAAGAGUCCUUCGGAAGUGUUUGAACGCACUGUGUUGUAUGUCACCGUGGAGCCGUGUAUCAUGUGCGCAGCUGCUCUCCGCCUGAUGAAAAUCCCGCUGGUCGUCUAUGGCUGUCAGAACGAACGAUUUGGCGGCUGUGGCUCUGUUCUAGACAUUGCGUCUGCUGAUUUACCGAAUACUGGGAGACCGUUUCAGUGCAUCCCUGGAUAUCGGGCUGAGGAAGCAGUGGAAAUGUUAAAGACCUUCUACAAACAAGAAAAUCCAAAUGCACCAAAAUCAAAGGUUCGGAAAAAGGAAUGCCAGAAAUCCUGAACUUGCUCUAAUGAAGGACUCGUGCCCCUGGACAACAUUCUUGGACUGAAAGCUGUUGACGUCGUUAAAUAAUAUGUUUAUAUAUUGUCCUUAACCCAUGGGAAAUGGUUUCUCAUCAUUUGCUCUGCUAAAGGGACAAAUGAGCACUUUUUAAAACUCUGACAAUGUAAGCAACUCUUAGCUUUUCCACAAGCUGGAAGAACAUUUUUAAGAAGAGGAAAAAUUAAAGAUUGAGGUUUUAGAAAUUAUGAAGCCCUGCCUACUCUUCCUGCCAAAACCAUUAUGCUAGGUCUAGGAAAGGUGACUCUCAGAGAAUGUGUGUCCAGACUCACCUGCGCCACCCUGCAGACGCCUGCUCCAGGCCUGGCCUUUCAGACUCAGACCCUUCCUUCUGUGCAGCCACUAUGUUCUCCCAGGGCAUGGGGAGCUCAUGACUUCUUUGGAAAUUGUAUAUGAAUUGUAUACAUAUAGACCAUGAUUAUAUGGUCCUUAGAACAACUUUUUGCUUUUAUAAAGCACUUAGAGAAAAUACAUACUUUUCAAAUAGUGCUUAAGCGUCAUUUUAAAAUUACAGCAUACUGCUCUAAUAAGACCUUACUUAUGUCUUCUUUGAAGACGAAGUGUCUUAAGAAUAAAAGGUCAGUGCAUACAUGGGACAGUUCUUUGUUGUCAAGCAGUUCCAUUGGGCAGGCUCCUUUCGUUCACUGAAUCAAUGAGCAAAACAAAGAAUUGCCCUUAUGGACCUCGUAGUCUAGCAGGAGGAGACAGAUAAUGAACAUAAUAGAUUACCCAGUAUGUUAGAGGGGGAUAAGAAUUAUGGCAAAAAGAGAACAAGGUAGUGAGGGUUGGGUGUGCCAUUUGGUGGUGGGAAUGCUGGUGGCAGAGUUAAAUAGCAUGGUUAGUUUCAUUUGAAGUCAAACACAGUUAUUUCUUUUUAUGAAAAUCCAGACUUAGAGGGAGUUCCUGUUGUGGCUCAGGUAGUAUGCAUGAGGAUGCAAGUUCAAUCCCUGGCCUCGUUCAGUGGGUUAGGGAUCCGGCAUUGCUGUGAGUUGUGGUUGUAGAUGUGGCUGGGAUCCCACAUGGCUGUGGCUGUGGCCUGCAGCUGCAGCUCUGAUUUGACCCCUAGCCUGGGAACUUUCACAUGCCUCAGGUAUGGCCCUAAAAGGCAAAAAAAAAAAAAAAAAAAAAAAAAAAAAAUCCAGAUUUAGAAUUUCAAAUCUAAAAUGUGAAUGUGUGAGCACAACCCUUGGAAAGGGUAUCCAGCACGAAGUCCCUGAUGGUCACACUUCCUCAUUGCAGCUGGGCUUGCCUCUGAUGUCCUGUAGCUUUGCAGAGCCCCACAGGGAAACUCUGUGUCUGCCCAGAAGAGGGCCUCGCUGUUCCACCAGAAGCCCUGCUCCAGGCCCUGGAGGACAGCUCCUUCUCUGUUGCAUUUAUUCAGUGGAUUCAUUUCCUUGAUGCAAAGCAUCUGUAUUUGUUGGUGUUGCCUUUUGAGCGAUGUCUCUGACUUGUUUGUUUUGAAUUACAUUACAGGCUGGAAUGUAAUUGUGGCAAAAGUAUUUUUGUGGAGCCGAGAGUAGCAGCUGAUCACAGUUACAUGCUUCAGAGGAUUUAUAAUUGCUUGGUUUUGUACAUGUGUGUUUUUAACUGCAUUUGAGAAGCUUUAAGGAAGAGAAUUUGCAUGAUUUUAAUGUGUAAUUGUGUUAUGUGUACCUUCUCUUCAAUUUCACCUACUGUAAAAAUUAUCUUCUCAUUGAGUUUUAGUGCUUUGACUAGUUUAUUCCUUUUUUACUUGGUCACAGUUUAGUUCUGCCCCCUAUGCUUUUCUGCAAGUAGACUUCAUUGCACUUAUUGUCUUAUUUUCUCAGGGAGUAUUUGUAGACAAAAAAAACAAAAAAAAAACCAAAACCUGAAAGCUUUUUUCUGGAGAGUACCACCCAGUAAGUCUGGCCAAGCAUCAUUAUGUCAAGAAUGUUCCUGGUAAACAUUUGUUACAUAAAAGUAUUGAUUGAAAUUUGGGGAAAAAUGAAAAACACCAUGAAAAGGGGACUAUCUAGGAUAAAAAGCCAAAGCCAAAAAUAGUAUCUAGGUAUUUUUUUGGCCAUGCCUGAGGCAUGUAUAAGUUCCUGGGCCAGGGAUUGAACCUGUGCCACAGCUAUAACCAGAGCCACAGCAGUGACAACGCUGGAUCCUUAACCCACUGAGCCACCAGAGGACUCCCAUAUCUGGGUAUUUUAAUUCAGAGAUAGUUUCUACCAAAAGGAUCAAGAUAAUAAUAAAACUAUAAACAGGGAAGGAUAGAAAAGACUUAUCAAUAUACAUGUGUUCUGUCUUUGGUGUAGUUUGGAGUGUGGAUAAGUAUUUCAAAUUCUUAAGGAUGGCUAAAAAUUUUAAUUUGGUUGUUACCGUUUUGAUUCUGUCUCUCUAGGACUAGAUGUAUAGAAGAGUCUCUCCCACAUUGUCGGUCUGAGGCAUAGUUCCCUCCAUUGCUGUGGGGAACAGUCAGUUUGGACGGAGCACUGAAGACCGGAGGGCAGCACCUCCAGCACAGAUACAGGGCCUCUGUCGGGUCACGGCCAUGGAGGCCAUGACAGCAGUUAGCAGUGGUGGUGAGGCAUUGAGGACGUGUGAUGAGGGGAUCCGGCUUCCUGAGUCGCACAUCCUCUGGCUCCUUAGACAUGGCUUCAAAUAUUAAGAUGCUCCAGUUUGAAAAGUGGAAUCCAAUGGACUGAUACCCAUGAAGUGUGUCAAGGACACCAGCUGAGAGGAUCGUUUUGUGUAUGAGUGAAUGUUGCCAGUUGUGGGAUGCACGAAGUUUUUAGAACCACAGCUUUGUUUAGAGAAAUUAGUGGGAAGUGACUGCAUCUAAGUUGUUAGAGUAGCCAGUGUUUACUGGUCUGUGCCCCGGACUCUGCUGGGAAUGGGUGGUGUGUAAUGCUUUGGCAGGCUUCAAUCACUGAUAAAAGAUCAUGUUAAAAUAUCUUUGUGCUUUCCUGUGACUUGGCGCAAGUAUCCCUUCCUGUGUUGUAUUUGGAAUAUCAUGGAGAGAAAACAGAUAGCCAAGAACUUCAGUGUAGGCAAGAACUGUUAAUUUUCCUUUAAACUCUAUUUGGAAAUAAUUUAAGCUUAGAGAAAAGUUGCAAAAAUACCUAUACAUCUUUUAUUUUUUGAACCUAUUAACAUCUUUUACCUUUAGCUUUAUCAUUUGAUCUCUCUUUAUCCUCUCUCUCUCUAAAAUAUGUGUGUGUGUGUGUAUAUAUGUGUGUUUUUCUGACCCAUUUAGUAGAAAGUUAUAUACAUCAUACAUUCUUAUAUGCUUCUUAUAUUACCCUGGCAUAGUUAAUUGACUUCAGUAAAUUUAACAUUAGUAUAAUACUUUUAUUUAAUAUAUCAUUUAUAUUCCGAUUUUGUCAAUUGACCCCAUAACAUCCUUUAGAGAAUUGUCCCCACCCCCCUGUGCAUCGAAUCCAUUUUAAGAUCAGAUAUUGCAUUUGAUUGUCAUGUAUCUUUAGUUUCUUUUGUUUUAGAACAUUUCCACAGCCUUUGCUUCUGUGACAUUGACAUUUUAAAAAUAUUACAGUCCUCUGCCCGCCCCCCUUUCUUUUUUUGUAAGUGUUUCCUUAUGAUUAGAUUAGGUUAUGCAUUCUAGGUGAUGUUAUGUUUUUCUCCGGGUGUCACACCUGGAGGCCCCCAAAGGCCAUCUGUCCCUCUUUAGAGAUGUUAAUUUUGGUCACCUGGUGAAGGCAUUAUCUAAUUUCUUUGCUGUGUAAUUAUUAUUUUUUCUCCCUCCCUUGCAAGGAAUAAGCAGUGUGGGGAGAGGAACUGUUAAAUUUUUAAAAGAAAAUGUACUUGACAUUGAUGGAAAGGAGGGGAAGAAAGUUAAUGAUAUGUAUUUCAAAGCAAUUGUUAAAUUGAUUGCAUUCUUCCUCUUUUAGUAUGUCUGCCAAAAUUUACAAAAUUCUUUUCCUAAUAAUAUUUUAAGUAGGGAUGUCUUAAAAAAAUCAACAGGAAGCCUCAGGCAUAAGCUCUCUUCUAUCUUUUCCUUAGCAAAACCGAUAAUUAUGUCAAUUUAGUUUAAUUUACCUGCAAAGGUAAGGGUUUUGGAAAAAUAAGUCUAAGAUGUUUCUGGUUUCACAGGUUGCUGAGAGUGAUCCAAGAGGAUGUGUAACUCCUCUAUAGGUUGUCAUUUGGCCGUAAAAUGUGAGUUCUCUUGGGUUUCCAUAGAGAUGUCUAGAUUUAAAAUAUUUUAAGCACUGCUACUUUCAAAAUGAGUGUCAGUAAAAAUAGCUAAAGCCAAGGCUCUUUUUAAAAAAUUAUUAAACAUUUUUAAAAAGUAGUGAGGUUCCUGGUUAAAAAUUCAUGUUGAAGCCAAAGCUUGUCCUUCCCAAUCGUUCUGCAUCAACUGGCCUUGAAUAGCCCUGGGGAGAAGAGGCAUCAGGAAUUGCUUUCCCGGCCUUUUGGCAAAGGAAUGAGACUACAUUGACUUCAUCUAUGAAGACAACUGCCAACUAUUUUCCUACUCUGUAAAUUGUUAAUUGUGUGUGGUGAGGAAAGGGGUGAUGGCUGACGCUAUUAUUUUUAUGGGUACGACUGGCAUAGGUUCUGGUGAAAGUUUGACAUCUUCAGAAUCUUAUGUUUUUUCAAGUUGGGCUAAUAAAAACAGGCCCCUGGGAGUAUUUCUCACCUGAUUUGUACAUGACCAUUGGGCUCAAUACCAUGUAUCCAUGACUACUAGGGAGACUUCGUGAUGUGGUUGAAGCCCAUGAACUUGGGCGUCUAGAGCAGGUACUGGCAAGCCCAGCUUGCUGCCUGUUUGGGUACCACUCAUAAGUCAAAUUGAUUUUGUGUCUUUAAAGGGUUGAAAAAAAUCAAAAGGAGAUUUUAAUGACUCGAACAUAUGAAAUUUCAAUUUCAAUGUCUGUAAAUUAAUUUUUAUUGGAACACAGCCAUGCCCAUUUAUUUCCAUAUUGCCCGGGGCUGCCUCUGUGCUACAGUGGCUCAGUCGAGCAGCAGUGACAGAGACCUAUGGUUCCCACAGCCUAAAAUCUUCGGUGUCUGGCCCUUUAGGAAAAUAUUUACUGCCCCCUGGUCUAGAGAAUAUAAAAUGUUGAAGUUGGAUUUCUAAGGUGCUUAUUCAAGUUUUGUGACUUUGGAACUGAAUCAUGUGGUUCAUUGUGCAGCUGUGCUGAAUUGCUUCAGUACCAUGAUUCUUUUUUAAAAGUCAGUUUAUAAAUACAAAAGAGAGAUCCAAGACACUAAAAUAUUUAUUCUGGCUUAAAAUAUUUUGUUUCCAUAUAUACACUUUAAGAGGGUGGCAAGGAGAAAAGAUAAUUUAUCAUUUUAUUUGGGUUUAGAAUAAAAACAUACAUUUUAUUCAUGAUCAUCAUAUAAAAAUAUUAUCAAGUGUGUAUCACUUUUAGGAGCACUUACUAAAAUGUCAGAAAUCUGCUGCACCCUUUAAAAAACCAGGACUUAAACAGAAACUAUCUCCAUGCCACCCCCAUCACUGUGCCUUCCCCAAUUUCCUUGGGGAACAGGUUAGGGAACCCUUUGGUGCUAGUUUGAGGAAAAGACAAAAAAAUAAAUAUGUGUUAGAUAUUUUGUGUAUGUGUUUUUCAACCUGGUGUUGAGCUCAGAACAAAGCCUUAGGUGUAAUAGAUCAAUGUUUUAAUUCUAAACUUCGUGGUGAAGAUUAUUUGAGGCUGACUUCAUGAAGAAGGAGAGACACUUGAGACACUUGCUUCCCUGAAAGGCAGUAGGAUUGGAAAAAGCAGGUGAGCAGGUGUGGGCAGCACACGCACUAUUAGAGUAGGGGGAAGGCAAGGAUGUGAAGCCCAGGGCCGUGAUGCUAGAGUCAAGUUAUGGUUAAGAUCCCCUACUUUCCAAGAAAGAGUCAUUUUUCACCCUCCCUCUCUCUCUCUCUUUCUCUCUCUUUUUUGGCCGUGACCACAGCAUGCAUAUGUUUCCAGGCCAGGGGAUCGAACCUGUGCCACAGCAGGAACCAGAGUCACGGCAGUGACCAUGUCAGAUCCUUAACCUGCUGAGCCACCAGGGAACUCCCUCCUCUUUCUGAUGCGAGUGAUUUCAUACUUGUUCCUGGAAUAUGUGUGGUUUGGGGUCGGGGAUGGCUAGGGACAAGGGUUCUGGCCCUACCGUCACCGAAGUACGGAGUCCGGAGUCACAUGUCACUAGGCAAGGGCUGUGGGGAUGUGAGUGUGUCAGUAAGCAGAAGCUAACAUUUACAUCAGUAUGUGCCAGGCUCUAUUCGUAUGCUGCCUCAUUAAUCCUCACAUCAGUCCUAUGAGUCAGGAGUUAUUCUCUCCACUUCACAUCAAGGAAACUGAGGCAUGGGGAGGUUAAGUAACCUGUCCAGGGUUGCGGAGCACUAAAUGAUCGAAUCAGUCAGAACGGGCUGGUUUAUGCCACGGGAACAACCUUCACGUUUUAGUGACUUGGGAAAAAGUGUAAUUCUCUCAUGCCGCACCUCUUGUCCAUCUCAGGUCAGGCCACGGGCUUGGGCUGCCAUCUGGAACCUCCUUGGUCCCUCUGGUGGGGAGAGAAGAGGAGAUGGCCAGCAGGGCUCUGGUAUCAGAACACAGCUUCCCAUUCAAUGUGUAGAUGAAUCGCCUGGGGAGCUUGAUGAAUGCACGCUGUGACUCAGAAGCUCCGGGAUGGGCCUGAGAUUCCACAAUUCCAGCAAGCUUCUAGGUGAUUCCUACGUUGCUGGACCAUGGACCACUCUUGAGGAAGGAGGGCUUUCCUGGCUGUUACCCAGAAGUGCCUCAUCACUGCUGCUCACGGGAGAAUUAAAGUAAAUCACAUGCACAUGCCAACUUCAAGGUGGCAGGAAAUGUAACCCAAACUCUACCUCAGGAGGAGGAGAAAUGGGAAUGCUUGUGAACAGCCCUCAUGAAGAGCAAAAAGCAUGAAGCUAGGAUAUGAAUUCAGACAGGGGUCUCCAGGGUGCUCUUAAUCAUCACUCCGCGGGGUCCUGGUGUGAGUCCAUUCACUGCGGAGAAAAGGAAGCACCGUGGCGGGCCGCUGGCGGGGUAGCCCUCAAGACUGAUCAGUUGCAAUUGACUUGUGUGACAAGAGUUGGGUGUCCCGGGCUGCUUCCUGUCAAAUGCAGCAGUUCUCAACAUGGUGUCGCAACUGUGAGAUGUUUCAAUCCAUUUUCUUAGUAAUGUGCUGACAUCUCUGAAUUAUUUAUUGCUUUAUUAUUUAAAGCAUACCUUAGAGUGGAGUCAAGUCUGUCCCUAUUACAUUCUCUCUCAUCUAAUAUUCUUCCAUGCUUUCUUGUUUUGGAGAAGGGGUGAGGUUAAAGACAGCAUCCAGGAAAUUGUGCAUGAGCCUGGGGACACCCACGGGUGUGUGUCCACACACCAUUCAUCAUGUGUGUUUGCUGCAAGUGCUGGAGGUGCUGGUCUGGAGGAGUCCUGGGCUUGUCAGCACAGCAAACUCCUUUCCCAGCUGGUGGUGGCUGAGAAGCAGCUUCUCGGAGCCUGAAGCCUAUACAGUUGCCUGGGAACUUCUGAGAUGGAAUUGUGGGACUGAGUUGGGAUUCACAUUAGAGUCUCUCUGUUUUGACUGCACCUGUGGCAUGUGGAAGUUCCCCAGUCAGGCACUGAACCUGAGCCACAGCAGUGACAAUGCUGGAUCCUUAACUGCUAGGCUACUAGGGAACUUCAUGUUGAGAGUCUUUAAAAGGAGAAAAGAGACCUGUGUUCUUUACAGCAUAGUGUCUAGUAAAUGUCACACCCCGUUUGAGCUCCCAGUACCACAGUAAGGCCAUGUUAACAAGAGAUGGACUAACUGUGGUAUUGGGAGCUCAAAGGAGCAGGCUGCUUUGCUAUUGGUUCCCAGGCUUAAGUGUAGAUGAACUGGUUUGAAACAUGGUUUGAAGCAAAGCCUCAUCCACCUUUUGGAAAACCUGACCUGCGAGUGAGACUUGGAAAGAAAUAAGGUUGUUCUUCCUCCAUUUAAAAAAAAAAAAAAAAAAA